This is a messenger RNA of Lactuca sativa (garden lettuce), 459 nucleotides long. The record is from RefSeq and is a predicted model, not a curated record. NCBI's taxonomy places the organism in Eukaryota, Viridiplantae, Streptophyta, Magnoliopsida, Asterales, Asteraceae.
AUGAGCAUGAUGGGUAAAAUCAACAAUUUUCUUGGGUUAAAUAUUCGUCAAAGAAGAGAAGGAAUUUUCAUUAACCAAGAAAAAUACACGAAGAAUUUGCUUGAAAAGUUUGGAUUGACUAAUAGUACAAAGCAUAGAGUGCCAAUGGCAGUAGGGACGAAGUUAACACCUUCAUUAGAUUCACAUACUGUUGAUCUUACUAUGUUUCGAAGCAUGAUUGGUUCUCUACUUUAUUUAACUGCAAGCACAACUUCGUUAGGAUUGUGGUAUCCUUCGAAAUCAGGAUUUUAUAUUCAAGCCUUUACAGAUUCAGAUCUUGGUGGUUGUGCUUUUGAUAGAAAAAUUACAAGUGGAGGAUAUCAGUUACUGGAUGGGAAGUUGGUUAGUUGGCAAUCGAAAAAGCAAACAUGUGUUGCAAUUUCUACUGCUGAAGCUGAAUACAUUUCUGCUACUUCUUGA